UUUCCAGAAGUAGAGAGGAUGCCUCGCACCAGUCCUGUGGCCUUGCCUUUCCUGGCGUCUCCACAGCCCCUGGCCACAUACGAGCGUGGGCGUGACCUGUGUACCUUCGUGGCAACAGCAGCCUCUCACAUCCUGCGCACUCUGCAGAGACCACGCAAGAGCCGGCCCAGCAAGAGGAAGGUGAACCACCGGCGGUUUCUACAGAACCAGAUCUGCAGGAGCUUUGUGGACAUUGAGGCUGCGACCCGACGCUUGGCCACCUCCAUCCUUUCCCAGGAGGCUGUGGCGCCCCCUCAGACACCUCCGAAGCCUCACAUUCCACAGCCAAUCGUGGCCUCUCCUGGCUCCUUUCUGGGCAUAGCUGAAGCUUUUGUGGCUCCUGACCAAAUUCCCAGCUGGGACCCUGCUCUCCACUCCCUAGUGCCAGAUCCUGGCGAACUGUUUGAGCCCAUUGCUAAAGAGAUGGGGCCGUCAGCCGAUUGCUGCGCCUUGUUUAACCCAGACUCUUUAGGAUCCAGCUUGCUGGGACAUGACCUCCAGCUCCAUACACAGCCUUAUCUGAGUUCUGCAGCCUCUGGAACUUUCACGGACCCAAAUGCUUGCCUUCCAAUUGCAGCCCAAUGCCCUGUUCUCACCUCUGAACCAGGGGGUCUGGUCCUUUCCCCCUAUGACCCUUGCAUGCCCUUCUGGGACCUGGAAAAGUGGUGCCCACCAAGUGUGGAUUUCGCCCACUCAUCUGAAACUCCUGCACUGGAUCAGGGAGACAUGAGCACCUCCCAGCAUCUCCCAUCUUGA
Molecule: messenger RNA, 795 nt
Organism: Heteronotia binoei (common prickly gecko)
Lineage: Eukaryota; Metazoa; Chordata; Lepidosauria; Squamata; Gekkonidae
Gene: C15H19orf85
Product: chromosome 15 C19orf85 homolog
Exons: 2
Coding region: 19-795 (258 amino acids)
Source: RefSeq, a predicted model, not a curated record